This is a messenger RNA of Struthio camelus australis, 9237 nucleotides long. RefSeq names its product inositol polyphosphate-4-phosphatase type II B (gene INPP4B). Gene Ontology annotation, molecular function: phosphatidylinositol-3,4-bisphosphate 4-phosphatase activity. NCBI's taxonomy places the organism in Eukaryota, Metazoa, Chordata, Aves, Struthioniformes, Struthionidae. The record is from RefSeq and is a predicted model, not a curated record. Gene Ontology annotation, cellular component: cytoplasm.
CUUACUCGUCCUCAUCCUCUUCCCUGGCAAUCCAAUGAGAUUCAAUGCUAAAGAUUUGGCUUCGCUGGCCAGGCGACCGUCAGGUUGUUUUGACAAGGAAGGAAAAUUGAAGAUUUGCAGAGUGGUUGGGGAUGAAAAAUUAAUAGAACCAAAAGAGAGAUGGUGCCGACUGAAAGGAAAUCUGCUUUUUCUAAUGAAAAAUAAGACUUCUGAAGCCUCUGAAGUGGUAAUCCUGGAGCGGUGCUGGGUUGUGGAGUUCAGGAAUAAAACAGAUGUUUCAAUAGUCCUCAAGUUUCAGAGUGGAGAACCAGAUCUUUACCUUGAAGCUACAUCAAAGCCAGAUUGUGAAUCUUGGGCUGUGGCGCUUGGAGAAGCAAACUCGGAAGGCUUACGGAAUAAAAUUCAGCAGCUCCGGAGGUUGAUCAUGGAAAUCAAAGAGAGAGCGUCAGAUGAAGCACGGCAGUUUGUCCCUUCAUCACAAGUAAACAGUCUAGGAGAACCACAGUUUACAAGUAUUCAGAGAAUCGCAAAUGAGCCAAAGUUGGAGUUCAGUCUUGCAUGCAAGGAUCUAGUGGCUGCUACCCGUGAUCGGAAGCUGAACACAUUUAUACAAGUCUCAGUUGUGCAUCCAGCAGAGCACGUUCUGACGAGGUAUUCGAGCACUGAAAUCGUGGAGGGAACAAGAGACCCGCUGUUCUUGACUGGUGUGACAUUCCCACCGGAAUACCCCAUCUAUGAGGAGACUAAAAUAAAACUAACAGUGUAUGAUGUCAAAGAUAAAUCUCAAGACACGGUCCGUACCAGUGUCCUACCUGAUCACAAGGAGCCAAGAGCAGAUGUUGGACGAAGCUUCCUGGGAUGUACAACUUUUAGAGUAGGGGACUUGGUGAAGUCAAAGGAGCAACAGUUGACCCUUACCUUGAGUACUUCUGAUGGUGGAAAGACAGUAGGUACCAUUGAAGUCAAUCUUGUGAAGAUGGGAGAGAUAGAGGAUGGGGAAGCAGACGACGUCACAACAGAUGCACAGGAUCAAAAGUGUGCAUUGGUUCGUGAAUGUACAGCCCCUGAAGGCAUAAGUGGUAAAGACAGCUUACCUCUACUAAAUGCAGUGUUAAAAAACCCAAUCUGUAAGUUAUAUAGAUUCCCUACUUCUGACAACAAGUGGAUGCAGAUCCGAGAACAGAUGGCUGAGACCACCCUCUCGUUCCACGUUCCUAAAGAACUGAUCAAUCUGCACAUAAAGGAGGAUAUGAGAAGGAAUCAGGAACUUAAAGAGUUGGGAGAGCUUGCUCCUCACUGGGACAAUAUGCGUAAAAAUGUUAUUGCUCACUGUGAUCAGAUGUUGAGCUUGUACCAGGAUACUCUUGCAGAGCUCGGGAAGCAUACAGGUUCUUCCUUCAAAUCAAGCUGUAGCAAAGGAGAAAAAACAUUAGAAUUCAUUCCAGUAAACCUCCAUCUGCAGAGAAUGCAUGUGCAUAGUCCUCGCUUAAAAGAUGCUGUGUACGAUGUCAUCACCGUGGGAGCUCCAGCUGCGCACUGCCAGGGAUUUAAGAAUGGUGGUCUCCGGAAACUGCUGAGUAAAUUUGAGGCAGAACGGCGAAAUACUGGAUACCAGUGUAUUUAUUAUUCACCUGAAAACACAGCCAAGGCAAAAGAAGUUCUCAGCAACAUCAAUCAUCUACAACCUCUCAUAUCAAGCCAUGCAGACCUGCUGCUUAAUUCUGCACGCCAGCGUUCUCCAGACAGCUUGAAGAACUCUUUAAAGAUGCUUUCAGAAAAAACAGAGUUAUUUGUGCACGCGUUUAAGGACCAGCUGGUGAGAAGUGCCCUUCUAGCACUAUACACCGCCCGGCCUGGCUGUGUCCUCAAGAAACCAGUCGUGCCCAGAAACAGCAUAGAAGAAGGGGGUGAUGUACAGCAUCAGGAUCGUCCUUCUCAGAUUAAACGACAGGACUCUAUACCUCAUCAUUCAGAGUAUGACGAGGAAGAGUGGGAUAGGGUGUGGGCCAAUGUGGGGAAGAGUUUAAACUGCGUUAUUGCCAUGGUGGACCGACUGCUUGAAAAAGACAACAGCAGCAGCAUUAAUGAAGGUGAAAGCGACCCUUCACCAGCAGAUCGCAAGACGUCACACACAAGUGGUGACUGGUAUGAACAGCUUUAUCCCCUGGUGAUUACGCUGAAGGACUGCAUGGGAGAGGUGGUGACCAGGGCGAAGCAGUCGAUGACGUUUGUUCUGCUCCAGGAACUCGCGUGCAGUUUGCCGCAGUGUUUGAUGCUGACCCUAAGGAGAGAUGUCGUCUUUAGUCAAGCACUCGCUGGAUUGGUCUGUGGGUUUAUAAUGAAAUUGCACACAGGUUUACAUGACCAGGGCUUUUUACAACAACUGCAUACUGUUGGACUGCUUGUACAGUAUGAAGGACUCCUUAGUACAUAUAGUGAAGAAGCAGGUAUGCUGGAAGACAUGGCUGUGGGAAUUUCAGAUUUGCAGAAAGUAAUGUUUAAAAUCACUGAAGCCAAAUCAGAAGAUUUUUUGCCUGUUAUAACUGGAAGGCGCGAACAUUAUGUUAUAGAGGUCCAGCUUCCAGCAAAGAUGUUUGAGUUGCUGCCGCAAGAGAUUAAAGAAGGAAAGCUACUUCGCAUGUAUCCAGUACUCUUUAAUGUUGGAAUCAAUGAACAGCAAACACUUGCAGAGAGGUUUGGAGAUACCACUUUGCAGGAAAAUGUUAACCAGGAAAACUUUGAACUUCUGAAAGAAUAUUACAAGCUGUUUACAGAAAAAAUGCCUCCUGAUUGCCUACCGCAUUUUCAAGAACAAAAUGACUUAAAGGGUUUACUAGAAAACCUUCAUCAAAACAUCCAGGCCAAAAAGAGAAAGAAUGUAGAAAUCAUGUGGUUGGCUGCAACGAUUUGCCGCAAGCUGAACGGGAUCCGUUUCACCUGUUGUAAAAGUGCCAAAGACAGGACAUCCAUGUCGGUGACGCUUGAGCAGUGCUCCAUCUUGAGGGAUGAGCAUCAGCUUCACAAAGACUUCUUUAUUCGGGCGCUGGAUUGCAUGAGAAGAGAAGGAUGCCGCAUAGAGAAUGUUCUGAAGAAUGUCAAAUGCAGAAAGUAUGCAUUCAACAUGAUACAGCUGAUGGCUUUCCCAAAGUACUACAGACCUCCAGAAGGGACAUAUGGAAAAGCUGACACCUAAGUUUAACAAAAAUGUAAUCAGGAAUAUACAUCUAUGCUAAUUAGUGAAUAAAAAAAUUGCUGUUUAUGAGUUAUUAAUUGGCAAUGUGUAACAGUCAACAUGCUAUCUUUAUCAGGUUUAUUAUUUUAAAAUAAGUGCAGCUAGUCAUUGUAAAAUAAAACAUCGUGAAAAAGUAGUGGACUGAAUGUUCUCAAAAACAAAUAUUUUCAGUUUUUCUGCGCAAAUUUGAAACUUAGUAUGACCCAUAAGCCAGCUGGAAAUACUUCUUGGGUAGUUUGAAAGAAGAUCAAAAAGGGAAAUGUGGAUUGCUGUAGGAAUUGAUGUUAGCAAUUUAGACGGUGGCAUUUUGACUCUGAACCAAAACCUGAGAUUUAAGGGUUCUCUUCCUGCUGCAACUAGUGUUUUUGGGAAAAGGUGUAACGCCUAGGUUUUGAUCACUAAUGAUCAAAUCCUCCACGGACCUGUUUAUGAAAGAUGCUAAUCUUGAUCUCUGGGUUGAAUAUAAAUUUGGUAAUUGCGUUUUGCUGCUUUAGAUAAGCAUGGUAACUAUAUAAUAUAUUUUUAAUAAUUACAGCACAUAAUUUCGUUUUGGUUCCUUGCAGUUCAUUUGGAUAUAUCAUUCUUGGCUUUCUGAACCAUAGCCAAAUACUACCUGUUUCACUUGCACAUAAAUCACAUGGAAAUCAGGGGAUUAAUUCUUCGGGUUAAGGUGACCUGAAUUUGACCUGUCAUGUUCCUGUUUGCCAUAAACCCUGAAACUAAACUUUUGUUAGCAGUAGGUAAAAUAGUUGUUAUAUAGAGGAGUUAACACAUAUUUUUAGGCUAUAAGAACGUAAAUGUUUUUACAAAGCCUAAGUGUUAUAAUUAGGGUAACCUGCUGUUUUAGGACUAGUUAGCUACUACAGCUGAUUUAUGUUAAAUAUGUAAUGCUGCAUGUAGAUACUCUAGGACAAAAGACAACUAUCAACUUUUUAAAAUAAUUUUAGUGCUUCUGCCAACUUUCGUUACUCCUAAAUUUGUCUUGCAGAGAGCAUCUGUUUUUUUUUAAUUGUAUUCAUCAAUUUCCUUCUCCUGCCCUUGAAAUACAAUUAAAAAAAUAAAGUAUUCAUUUGACCUUUAUGUAAUAAAUGCUUUCAUUCUGAGAAAAAAAUAUAUAGAGCAGAAACACGAGAAUUUUAUCCAUGUGAAACUGCAUCGGAAAUUUCAAGAUCUGUAGGAAUAUGUAUUUGCCAAGGAUGAAGAGGUUAAUGUUUGCUUGCUCUUAUAGAAGCCACAGAAGUCUUGAUGCGUGGUGAAUUAAUGUUCUUUUUAAUCUAUUAAGAUACUGAGUAUAAAUCUGUUUAGUAUACUAAUAAAACAUUUAUUAUAUAAGAGCCUGAUCCUGCAAGUUAUAAUUGGGUGACUACAUGAAAAUGAUCUGGCAUGUGAGUAAAAUUAAACCUGCCUUGUAUAUUUGCAGGAUCAGGCUUUUGGCCAGCUAAUAAAACAUCAGGAAGAGAUCCUCAUUCCAACAUUCAUUGACUUAGGUGAAUUCCAGACUUCACUGAUCUGAUAUAUUUACAUAAUGAAUUGGAACAGUUUUUCAAAGUAAAAUAUAUCACUUGAAUAGUGUUUUGGUGCGUUUAUCAUUUGUUCAUGUUAUAUGCCUCCAUUAGAAUGUUCUGUCAUGCACGGUUCUUUUUUCCUGCUGCAACGUGUUACUUCACAGUAGCUGUCAGAAGAGUCAACACUGUGUUACAGAUAAGAGCAGGCAGAUGAGAAUAUAACGCCUUGAUUUUUCCUGUCAUAUACCAGUAGAAGUAGGCACUGCUCAGUGAGAGGAUGGGUGGAUGUGUGCAUAGAUUUGUGUUUGUAUUCGGAUAUUUAACCGUUACACAGCUGACUUGUACAAAAUCUUAUUUGCAGGUUUACAGAGUAUAAGUCUGCCUAAGAAAGUAAUAUUCUGUUCUGUCAACCUGAUUGCUACAUUAGCCCCUACUAUCCUUUCUGACAUGUUUAUUAUUAAUGUUAAAAAAAAUUACAUGUACAGUUUAGAAACAGUGGCAAAUUCCUCAUGCAACUCUGAAGUAAUCCCAUAGAUGUAUAACAGAGAAUGAUGGCCUUUCUCCAGUAACUUUAAACAAUUGGCAGAAUUCUUUGGUGGAAUGGUAUUGUCUGGUAACUACUAUAGGUUCCUAUAGUACUUCACACCUGGGUAUUCUGACCAGUUCAAAAUAUAAAAUUCUUUAGACUUCUUCCUUAUCAGGAAAGUCCUCUUUCAAGAUCUUUCCUCAGCAUUUAAAUCACACUUGGGAUCUAAAUUGCUACUGAGUCUAUCAUAUUACCUUCAUAUUUAAGAAGUUUUCAAUAGCGAAGGCACGUUAGUGCAAAAAAGGCAUUAAUUUUCUAUCCUUAUCUUAACAGCCACUCCCAGCAUGUCCUUGUGAAAUUAAACCAUCUGUUACUUGUUAAAGAUAAUCAGUGCACUGCCUGAGACUUUGUUGGGCUUGGGCCAUUACAGAAGUGUAGCUUGAGUUUUGUUUUAAACAAAGCUGAACUCUUUUAUGCCAAAUUUUUGAUCUGAAUAUCUUUUUGUAUGUUACUAAGACCCUUGUAAAACCUGCUGACACGUUCCAAGUGUCCUAGAGGAACCUUGUUACUUCAGUGCUGAAGUAUGCAUUAAGCUCAACGUCUCCUCCUUUGUUUCCAAAGAGGGAGUGUCACUGCCUCCUGUGGGUCUGUUGCAGCUUAUAUAGGCAGAGGCUUUGUUACCAAAAAUGCGUUGUCAGCUAAUCAUUGAUGCAAAACUAGUAUUUUUUUCCUGGUUUGACUUUUAUCAAGCAACAGAAAGAAGUUUUUUCUGCAGGUUAAUAGCUUUGUUACAAAUUGGAGUGUAUUUACUGUGUGUAGAAGUUAUAUUCAAGCCCUGUAUAUUGUUUAAGUGCUUAACAGAGGAGUUAAGUUAUGCUUGAGGUCUUGCACAUAUACUUGUAGUUCGCUGUGAAUAUCAGAGGAGUAAUGUUUUUAUGAGCAGGUUACACUACUGAUUUGCAAAGGGUUAAGGGAAACAUACUGAUUUUAAUGGCAGAUUCAUGGAAAAUACUCUAUAUCUGCUUUCUUAAAGCUCUUGUAAGGUAUGAAAUAUUCUAUUCUGAGGGAAGGACAAUAUUCAAGGUCUAGAAGAUUAACAUUUAAAUAUAUAUCUGGCAUCUAAAACCACAUUCUGCCCAUCUUGCUCAACAAAGGUAUUUGUAUAAAUAAGGCAAUCAGGAUCUGCCUUGAGGAAACCUGAAGUAACAGUUUCUAGCUUUGAAUAUCUGUACGCUGCAUUGCUACACACUUGUAUGAGGUGUUUGGUUUUUGGUUUUUUUUUUUAAUACCACAGGUUAGUAUCUAAAUAGAAAACUAGUUUAGCAUGCCUAGAGAAGGGGAAAGGAAUGUUAAUGUAAUGUUUUCUCAGAGAUUAUUGUAAUAGUACUAUAAUAUAUAACAUGUACAGGCCUAACAUUAGUAAGCAGCCAGGUCUUCUGAAAUCUUCUUUUGGGGAGUUUAAAGUAUGUUCUUAUCCAUGUUUAUAGUUUGUUUUUUAUGGAGCAGUUAGGAAGCAAAAUUUUAAUUACAUUAUCUGGUUUUUUUCUAUAUGAAGCUGUGUAUUUGGAUGGCAUACUAGCAAUGUAUGUGUUACAAAGAAUAAAUAAUAUAGAAGGACAGCUGAAGCCAACAAAAUAAUAGCUAAGAGCAAGCCUUAAUGAAGUCCUAUGCACUGUUAGUUUUUGCACUGCCCAAACUUUUGGCAUUACGUAAGUAAAGCAAGGAAAUUAGAGAACAAACUUCUGUGUCUAAAACAAUCCUGAUGAAAAUUAUUAUUUUAACUGAAUUAAAAUGUAAAUCAUCAUUAGGAACUUAGGUGCAAAGGAGUGCAGCAGGUCAUUUUGAAGCCCAGUGUAUAAUAUCCCUAUUUUGAUCUUCAGAAAAUAAACUCAUUUAUAUUUCUAGUUUUAAAAGAUGUUCCAAGAAAUCCUAUAGUCAGCUGAUCAAAAAAAAAAAAAAAAAACAGGAAAUGCACUGAACAUCACCAGGUGUAAUAAACUCUGUUAAAAUCUAUGCAGCAAAAUAACUUGUUUGAGUUAAUGGAUGCAACCGGUUAACAAUCUUAAACAUAUAUUGUGUCAGCUGGCUAUGUUGCAGACUUGAAACCAUUGAUAUAUCUGUAUUUAUGCUUUUUUUUAUUGUAAAGAGGAAGUGUACUGUACAGACGAUACCGUGAGACAUGACUUUUCAUCUUGUUUUUCACUUAUUUGCAGCUUAAAAGCAGAUGUUUACAAUUAAAGUGCUUUAAAGUCAUUAACUGUUCUUUAAAACAUAAAUUUACCAUGUAGAAUGUAUUUUUAAAAAGCAUCACAAACUGUUUUGUUAAAAAAAAAGGAAAAAAGAAAAAAAUUCCCAGAUUUCAGUCUCUAGAACAUUAAUGGUUUUUUCCUUAAUCAUGCAACACAUCACCAAUGACUGUGUUGUGUUGCCAGAGUUCAGCUUCCACUCUGCAGCACUCAAACUUGUAUUUUCCCUUCCUCUCAAUAUCAUCUACUGAGUAAGUAAUAAAACAAACUAAGAAGAAUUUCAGCAUAUUACUGAUGAUCCAAGAAUAAAAAACGCAUUUGCUCAAAUAAACAUGAGACUGAAUACUUCGUAACAGGUAAAACAGAAGAUACUUGUGAAUCAAUGUAUCCAUGUUCCAAAGAGCUUAAAAACAUAAAGCAGGAGCGUUUGUGUGCUGGCAGGGAGAAAGGGUUAUGGUAGAAACGGUAUGAUAAUAGGUGCUCUCAAUCUGUGGGGUUUGGAGCAGUGGGAUUUGGACCAUGCUGCUCCAAACUUCUGGCAAUGGUGUUUUGUACUCUUUCCAUUUGGCGUGCCAAUUAUUUCAAAAGUUGUUAGAUCUUCUGUUUUGUUUAUGAAGAGUCUGACUUUAAAAUUUCUAAAAUCCGAGGUUACUUUGGUACUCGUUUUCAUUUGGUAUAGCUGUUCCACUGUAAGGGUCCUGUCUCACUCUCUGGAGUGCACGGGGCUAUUGGUAUUAGUAACAUUAAUAGGACUUUAGUCCACAGCCUGUUUAAUUCAGAGAAAUGAAGCACAACUAAGCAAUUCAACUUUUUUUGUACUACAGGAUUUAGCAUUUUUGUUUCAUUGCUGUCUGCAAGCCAUGUCCAUUGUACACUGUGUGUAUGUUUUUAUUUAAAUAAAUGUGAUGUUUAUUUUUUAUGUUUCUGACUUUUUGUGUUUGUUACUCAUUUUUCAUUUUCAUGACAGUGCCGAUGUCCAGAGGGCAGAUUCUGCAUGAUGCUAAGAAGGGGUUCACUCUUAAAGGAUUCAGUGAAAGCCUGUAGGUCUGAUCACUGUUCAAAGAGCAAGUAUUUAAGAAAGUUCUGAUGCAAGAGUAAAAAGCUUGCAAUGACCAUAAACGUUUCUUUUGUUCCUAGUAUUACUACAGUUUUCAUCUCAUAGCCAGGUGGGUUUUACAUUUUCUAAUUAAAACCAAACACAACAUUCACAUACUCAUAAAGAAACCCUUUCACAUAACUACUGACCUGUAGAGAGUUACUCAAUGUAAUAGAGGUGGGAUCAACGUCUUUCAUAAUGAAGCCUCUUAAAAAUGCAAAGUGGCAUGCUUUAGCUGGUAUGUUAUCUUCAUUAUCUCAAGGCUUCUUCCCGGAUUCUAAACCCUGGAAAAUAAACACAAAUUGCUUCUGUUUUUUUUGAUACACAGAUUUAUUAUAUUAUGUAUCUUCACCAUUAAAGGUAAGUUCUCUGUGGCUGGCUGAAAUGUAGCUGAAAGCUUGUUUUGGCUAUAGAAUACAGUAAGAUGUGGCUCGACUUCUGUGUUGUUAGUACUAUGAUUAGAAGCUUGUUGCUUGAUUUACUUCCUGUGUUUGUAUGUUUAGUUGCUUUACACUGAUAAACUGAGACAAUUAAUUACCUCUGUGGUUCUUGAUUACCUUUAGAAAGCAGCAGAAACUUAUGGGUAUUAUGGUAAUAAGUUAUAAAACAUCUGUUAGCAUUCCGUCUAGGAA